AUGUGUUUUGAAAAAAGAAGCACUGCGGUGUUUGUCGUCAGUAAAGCAGCAUCCGCAGCGUCGCCCUCCCCCAAGUGAUGCUCAUCGUCUUUUUUUUUUUUUGGUCAUAUUUUCUAACACUAUAAAUGUGCUGGUGAUGCAAACGAGCGAUGAUCCAGCUGAAGACGGCAUGGCCCUGUGAAGCGUCUACUCGCAGCAUCAUCACCCGGACCGGACGCUGCGGGCGUUCGUCAUGGAGGCCGACUUGUCCGAAUUGUCUGCGUCCCUUCGCAAGGAGGACGCCGGUUCCAGCGAGGCGGAGGAUCCAGGUACGACCCAUCAAAGUCUCAAGACGCAAGAGGAAGCCUCACUGUCUGCUUCGGUCAUGGCAGAGGAGAGCACCGAGUUCAUCCAGCUCGGCCGCACCGACUCGUCCCUGGCGAGUGAUUUCCUGCCCAAGGCUGGCAAGUCGGCGUUGAACCGGCCUGCGGAGAACUCGUCCCCCUCCUCGGCCUCCGCUGGACGCCGCAAUAAAACGCUGGCCCGCCGGACCUCGCCACCUGGCUUCCUACCGCGACUUGGCGUGCCCAGUAGGAAGUACCUGGCGCUAAUCCUGCAGGACUCUCGGUGCUUCCUGUUCUGCAUGUGCUACCUGACGUUCAUCCAGUCCCUGAUGGUAUCGGGCUACCUGAGCAGCGUGAUCACGACCAUCGAGAAACGUUACAGUCUCCGCAGCUCUGAGUCGGGUCUCCUCGUCAGCUGCUUUGACAUCGGCAGCCUCCUGGUCGUGGUGUUCAUCAGCUACUUCGGGGGCAGGGGGCAGAGGCCUCGCUGGCUGGCGGUGGGCGGCGUCUUCAUCGCAGUGGGUGCCGCCCUUUUCUCACUGCCGCACUUCAUCUCACCCGCCUACCAGAUCCAGGAGGUCAACUCGUCGUCGGCCAACGAGGGUCUGUGCUUGAGCGUCAACGCCAGCCGCAGAGACCGCGUGGACAUGGCGUCCUGCCCGCGGGACCAGGAGGGCAACGAGCACAACCUGUAUGUGGCACUCUUCAUUGUUGCGCAGAUCCUGGUUGGCAUGGGCUCCACCCCCAUUUACACUCUGGGGCCGACCUACCUGGAUGACAACGUCAAGAAGGAGAACGCCUCGCUCUACCUAGCCAUCAUGUACGUGAUGGGCGCCUUGGGCCCGGCGGCGGGCUACCUGCUGGGCGGAGUCCUCAUUGGCUUCUACGUGGAUCCCAAGACAGCGGUUAACAUCGACCAGAGCGAUCCCCGCUUUAUCGGAAACUGGUGGAGCGGCUUCCUGCUGUGCGCGGUGGCCAUGCUGCUGGUCAUCUUCCCCAUGUUUACGUUCCCGAAGAAGCUGCCACCGCGACACAAGAAGAAGAAGAGGAGGAAAAAACUGAGCUUGGAUGAGAUGUCCAGCGAUGAUGACGUCCUAAAGGAAAAGAGCAACAACCACAAUAAAGCCGUCACCUCCUCCAUGGGGUUCGGAAAGGACAUUAAAGACCUUCCCAAAGCAGCCGUGAGGAUCCUGAGCAAUGUGACCUUCCUAUUCGUCAGUUUGUCCUACACAGCCGAGAGCGCCAUCGUCACCGCCUUCAUCACCUUCAUCCCAAAGUUCAUCGAGUCGCAGUUUGGCAUCCCCGCAUCCAGUGCCAGCAUCUAUACAGGCGUGAUCAUCGUGCCGAGCGCAGGCGUGGGCAUCGUGCUGGGCGGCUACAUCAUCAAGAAGCUGAAACUGGGCGCCCGCGAGUCGGCCAAGCUGGCCAUGAUCUGCAGCGGCGUGUCGCUGCUCUGCUUCUCCACGCUCUUCAUUGUGGGCUGCGAGAGCAUCAACCUGGGCGGCAUCAACAUACCCUACACCACUGGGCCAACGCUAACAAUGACGCAGAGGAACUUGACGGGCAGCUGCAACGUCAACUGCGGCUGCAGAAUCCACGAGUACGCUCCCGUCUGCGGCUCUGACGGCAUCACCUAUUUUAACCCCUGCUUGGCCGGGUGCAGCAGCGUCGCCAACGACAGCAGCGGCAUCCGCAACUACUCGGAGUGCACGUGCGUGCAGAGCCGUCAGGUAAUCACGCCGUCGUCGGGAGGGCCGGGCAGCAACCAGCUGCAGCUGGUCAUUGUGAAGACGUACCUUAACGAGAACGGAUACGCCGUGUCGGGGAAGUGCGACCGCACCUGCAGCACGCUCAUCCCCUUCCUCGUCUUCCUCUUCAUCGUCACGCUCAUCACAGCCUGCGCUCAGCCCUCCGCCAUCAUCGUCACGCUCAGGUCAGUGGCCGAGCAGGAGCGACCGUUUGCAUUGGGAAUGCAGUUUGUUCUGCUCAGGACGCUUGCGUACAUACCGACGCCCAUCUACUUCGGCGCCGUGAUCGACACCACGUGCAUGCUGUGGCAGCAGGACUGCGGCGUGCACGGCUCGUGCUGGGAGUACGACGUCACCUCCUUGCGCUUUGUGUACUUCGGCCUGGCCGCCAGCCUCAAGUUCCUGGGCUUCCUGUUCAUCUUCCUCACCUGGUACUCCAUCAAGUAUAAGGAGGAGCGGGUGGAGCGCUGGCUCAAGCGCCACCUCUCGCCUGCCGAUACGGUGGGCAGCCUCGUGUGCCACCCUGGGGGCCACAAGGGCCACGCCCGCACCCGGUCCUGCCCCGUCAACAUCCCCCGCAGCGAGCACGCGGCGCCACCCCCCACCUGCGUGCCGCCCCGCGCCGGUGCCCUCAACCGCGGUGUCAGCACCCAGAGUUGCCCCGGGAACGAGUUUAAAGCAAUAACGCCGCCACCACCGUCUGCCCCAACCGCACCGGCGCGCUCCCUGGAGCAGGUGGCGGUGCGUGUUUAACUGUCGGCCAAUCAAAUGCGGACUUUAGAAUGACGGCGUGGACGCUGAGUUGGCAAUAUGCUGAGCCAACACGAACAUCAUGGUCAGCUGACAUUUUAUGUUAGCACGGUGCCAAAAAAAAAAAAAAAAAAAAAAAAAAAACACCCACCAAACCACUCCCACCUGAACUCAGCCCUCAGUCACCUUGACGACACAAAUAUGCACACGUGGACAUGUGACACACCAGGACACCCAUGACAUGGUGCUACACAACAGUACCACAUUUUUAGCACCUCACUGCUGUGUAAGGGUACCUAAAGGGUAAAGCAGUUUGCUUCACUCGGUACCAAAGUGACCGUAACACUUUAUGGCACCCACUUUAGUUCACUGGAUCCAAUUUGUUUGAAUUUCCGUGGGCAAAUGUUGCAAGGGGUUCCAAAGGAUCUGUACCAUUAUUAUUUUUUUGGCACACUUCUUCAGUGGAAUUACAUUUGUUGCAUUUCACGUAUUAAAAGUACAAAACGAAGGGUACAAGGAGCGUAGAUGUUCCAGUUUUUGGCACCCUCCCUCGGUGUUGUGGUACCUAAAAACAAGAAGCUACACAGUUUGGUUCACUUUGGUAUCCCUCAAACAUUAAAAAAAAAAAAAUGUCAUUCCAAACUAACCAUAUCACUAUUUGGAGUUAGAACACGCACUCGCCAGAUGCCAACUUAGUAAGUCGCUAGCGUCGCUUAUAAAUUGCGCCAAAUAUGGAAGGAGCGUGUGCAAACUAUGUAAGGAGUGUGUGUGUGUGUGACUUACUAAGUUGCGUGUAAGAGAUACACAACGAUUGUGUGUAACUGACUCAUUUCCAUGUCGAGGUGCAUACGUUGUGUGUGUGUGUGUGUGUGUGUGUGAGACCCAUGAAAGGAACAUGUGCGACUUACUGAAUUUUGCACAUGAGAUACAGUGCCGUGAAAAAGUUUUGGCCACCUUCUCAAAUUCUUAGUUAUUUUGCAUAGUUUUGCCACUUUUUGCCUUGGAACUCUGGAACUCAUGGAUGCUGUUUUUGUGGAGUCAUGAACACUGACCUUAAAAGAGGCAAGUGAGGCCGGCAGAUCUUUAGAUGUUGUCCUGGGUUACUUUGUGACCUCCUAGAUGAGUGGUCACUGUGUUCUUGAGGUAAUUUUUGUAGGCCGGCCACUCCUCGGACGGUUUACCACUGUUCCAUGUUCUCUCCACUUGAGAAUAAUGACUCUCACUGUUGUUCGCUGGAAUCCUAAAGUUUUAGGAAUGGCUUUGUAACCCUUUCCAGACUGAUAGAUGUCAGUUACUUUGUUUCUCAUCUGUUGUUGAAUUUCUUUGGAUCGUGGCAUUUUGUUGCAGCUUUCUGAAAUCUUUGGCCGACUUCAUUUUGUCAAACAGGUUCUACUUAAGUGAUUUCUCUGAUUAGCCAGAAUGAAUUCUCUAUUUAACAUGGGAGUCCCAUUACGUUUUCACACAGGGUGAGUUAGCUUUGAAUAUAUAUAUUUUUUUCUUAAUACAUAAAAUCACCAUUUAAAAACAGCAUUUCAUGUUUACUUGCGUAAUCUUUGCCGGAUAUUUGCAUUUAUUUGACGGUCUUGAAUUUUAAAGUGGGGAAACUAUGGAAAAAUAGAAGAAUUAGAGAAGGGGGCCAAUCAUUUUUAAAGGCACUGUAUUAUAAUAAGGGUGUGCAAUUUACAAAGUUUGCGUGUGCGAGAUAUGUAAGGCACGUGUUCUAGCUGGCACACACAACAAAAAUAAAAUACGUCCAUGUCGUCUUUUGAGUCCCAUAGAAAUAUAUUUUUUUUAUCACUUCCUAAUCGUAGAUCAACUUUCUCCCACACACGCAAACACACACUCGUCUGUCUCCAUGACAACAAGGUCACAUGACGUUCGGGCGCAAUGCAUUGUGGGGGAAGCUCAAGCUAUUAGCGUCCUCGAACGUUUUUUUUUUCUUUUUUUUUUUUAAAGGAACACUGAUAAACACUGAUUUUCAGCCUGUCGUUCACAUCAAUGCAUUAACUCUUGCGUAAGCAAUGUGAGCAGAUGACCAGCAAACAGGAAACUGCUGGUGUCACGUGAUCACAGCUUCUCUGUUGAUUGGUUGUCGUUUUAAGUGUCGCCUGCUGGUGACCUCUGGAACUGCAAGUGACAACCAAAAGGAUUUCGGCCACAAUAAGCCUCCUUGAGUCAUGUGACAGCCAGGUCGGAUUAAAAAAUAAUAAUUAUAAUCACAGUAUUUUUGUUUGUUUUCCGAGGUUACCUCACCGGCACACCGCGUUGACGUCUGUGCGUCAAAAAUGUGAACAAAAGAAAUAAUAAUAAUAAUAGUAAUAAUAAAAACUCUUCUCAUGC
This is a messenger RNA of Phyllopteryx taeniolatus (common seadragon), 5161 nucleotides long. Its product is annotated as solute carrier organic anion transporter family member 5A1-like. Gene Ontology annotation, molecular function: protein binding. Gene Ontology annotation, cellular component: membrane. The coding region runs from base 233 to 2824 and encodes 863 amino acids. NCBI's taxonomy places the organism in Eukaryota, Metazoa, Chordata, Actinopteri, Syngnathiformes, Syngnathidae. The transcript has 10 exons. The record is from RefSeq and is a predicted model, not a curated record. Gene Ontology annotation, biological process: sodium-independent organic anion transport; transmembrane transport.